CCAACUCAAAAGCAGGGAACAAAGAGAGAAGGGAAACUUUUGAAAAAAAUUACCAUAAUGCCACAAACUCCCUCAACUAGGUGGUGUCCAACCCCUGAACAAAUAAUGAUAUUAGAGGAGAUGUAUAGGAGUGGAGUGAGAACUCCAAAUGCUUCUCAAAUUCAACAGAUCACUGCACACCUCUCUUUUUAUGGAAAGAUCGAGGGCAAGAAUGUCUUUUACUGGUUUCAGAACCACAAGGCCCGGGACCGGCAGAAGCUCCGCCGCCGUCUCAGCCGUCAGCACCACCUCCUCCACGGCUGCAGCUUCAACCAAUAUCCCCUCCAAACCCCUAACGUGCAGUUGUUUCAUAACUUGGAGGAGGCUUCUCUCUCUCCUACUUACAGUCAUCUUCAAGCUCCACUUCACUUUCUUCAUCAGGGAGUCCCCGAUCAAGAGACAUCACAGGGCAUGAAUUUGCUCAGCAAGCUCGAAAAAGGCGAAGCAUCGCCUCCGAAGAUGAGCCAUGGCUAUGAUUAUAUGAUGAUGAUGAUGAUGGAGUCAAGCCAUGAUGCACAUCCAUGCUGCAAGCCUCUCAAGACUCUUGAUCUCUUCCCUACGAAGAGCACAGGGCUCAAGGAUGAGUGUAGCACCUCAAAUCCAUCCUCAUGCUCGACUUCAACCAACUAAAUAAUUAAGUCCUAAAUUCAGUGUAUUUGUUUGUGUCUUUUUAGUUAGUUAAUUAUCUCUGACAAAUGUAC
Molecule: messenger RNA, 740 nt
Organism: Asparagus officinalis (garden asparagus)
Lineage: Eukaryota; Viridiplantae; Streptophyta; Magnoliopsida; Asparagales; Asparagaceae
Product: WUSCHEL-related homeobox 3A
Exons: 2
Coding region: 58-669 (203 amino acids)
Biological process (GO): plant organ development
Molecular function (GO): DNA binding; DNA-binding transcription factor activity
Source: RefSeq, a predicted model, not a curated record